UGAGCAUCAUUCAUUUUCUUGACUAUAUUGAAAUCAAAUAAAGAAAAUAAAGAAAAUGAAUAUUAAUUAUAUACUCCAUAUAGAAGUCUUUGAACAAAGGACAUUAAUUUUGUAAGUUUCACAAACCAGCCAACAAACAAAAACCGGAUUAGUCAUUCCAAUAUUUAAUUCUUCUCAGAACUUUUUUCUUUUUGAAACACAAUUCUUCUCAGAACUUCUAUUCGAUGAUUUUUAACCUUAAUACGUACCAGGUCCAAGUGUCACGUCUAUCAAAGGUCGCGAUUUGAACCGUAGGUAGUAAACGAUAGGCCAUAAAAGUCUUCAGCUAGAAAUGAUAUGUUUAGUACAUUUUCAUUUUUACAUUUCACGAACAUCAAAGAGAAACGCUAGAUUACGUACUGUAUUAUAAAGUUGAAGUGCUAUUUUUUCUUAAUAACUUUUCUAAAAAAGAAAAAGAUAAUAAUGAUACAGUCAUUGAAAAAGUUGCAAUCUUCCCACUCUCUGCUAUGCUUUUGCAACCACAGUUCAAGAUUUGGCAUUUUUUUCCCUUUUCUUUUUGUUGGGUUUGUGAAAAAGUUGCAAUCUUCCUUUUCUCUGGUUAAUAUGCAUUACUUGCUUCGUAAGUUCGGCAAAAUGUAAUUUUGUCUUUAAAACAACCAGAGAGCCGACUGUUAUCAACGCAAACACUAGUGAUAUUUGUUGUGUAUACUACUUCAAAACUGAUGUUUAUAUUGAAAACAUAAAUUUUGCUAACCAGUCAGGAGAAAUUAAUGUAUAUGCAAACGUAAAACUAUGUGAUAAAAAAUUUCAAAAGAGUAUUGGAUCUAUGAUAGGUACUAAAGUUUGACAUGAAAUAAAAGAUAUACGCACUAAGGCAAAGAAAGCAAUGGUUUGGUAAAAUAAAGAAUGAGCAAUCGAAAUCGAAUAGUGUAGGGGAUGUGUUGAAUGUGGUAAUCAGUCUGUUGCAUACAGAUAUUCAGAGUCCAGUGGCAAACAAGCGGCGCCCUUAGUUUGGUAUAAUACGACAUAAUGGUUUUGCUCAGUUGCAAUAGUCCAUAAAAUAAACUGAGUUACACUUUGAAUUUCCGUACAUAUAAAUAUAUAUGUAUAUAUUCUUCUGUAUAUUUACUAGUUAAGUUAGGAGUUAUACUGAUUUUUUAAAAUUAAUAACAUUGGCUGAAGAAAAAGAUUAGAUGUACGAUCUCACGCCAAUUAGUGAUAUCAGCCUAAGGAUUGACAUUCAUAUCAAAAUAAAAUAUACAUAAGUAAAUUAUAAAUAUUAUAUAUUGGGGUUUUCUUUGAGAAAACCUAUAUGAUACCGCCUUAGUUGAUUAUAAAUUUUAACCUUAUCUUAUAGGAAAAUUAGUUAGAAACUUUAGAUUAAGUUCAGUCUCUCACGUAUGUGUAUGAAUGCAUAAUAUGAUCUAAGUUCUAUCCUCUCAGUUUCAUGAUAAUUAAUGCUUUAACAUUAUUGUUUUGGUUAUAAAAUAGGUGAUGUCGUGUAGACUGAAAAUUCUAAAAGCAUAAAAAUAUGAUUUUUGAGGUUUUUUUUAUGGUAGGUUCUUAUAUUCCAGUAGAAAUUUCACCCUAAUAACUUUCCAGUAAGGCAUUGCACGAGCACGAAGACAAUGCAUCAUACUUUUUAUAUAUGUGUUAAAGCCCAUAAUUAUAUUUCCAAAACCCACUUUGUUGUGCUACAUUGAUUUUAUAUGUACAUAAUAUCAAAACUAAUAUAACAAAUAAACCGGGAGGCUUGCAAACAUCAACAUAGACAUACAUAUAAAUGAUAGUUCGUGCAUCAUGCAUAUGUAUCUCGGUAUAAGAACACGCCAUUUAUUAAUGAACAGAAACCCACGAAACUUCCUUAUUUUAUUGAACUUUUCAAGAAGCAGAAAAAUUCAGAAGUCCAAGACCACUUUUUUCUCCUCAUUCUUCUGCUAGAGACCUGUUCCUUAUCUCUCUAGAAUUUGCUAAAAAUAUUAGGAUAUUUGUCCUAAAAUUUCUCUCUCUUUCUUUUAUCUAUCCUCGCUUCUCAGUUUUUACUACGUACCCUCUUUCAUUACGAGCUCAGAAGUCUCUGAAAUUUUAUUUUCUUCCAAAAUGGCGUUUAUGAGACUUGGCUCCAAAUCCGAAGCUUUCCAUCGCGAAGGCCAAACCUGGCUUUGCACCACAGGAUUGGUGAGUGAUGUUACCAUAGAAGUUGGAGACAUGAAGUUUCAUCUCCACAAGUUUCCAUUGCUCUCUAGAAGUGGGUUUCUUGAGAAGCUAAUCGAAGAGUCUUCAAGUGAUGAUGGAUCAAGCUGUGUUUUGAGUCUAGAUGACAUACCCGGAGGCGGCAAAACGUUCGAACUCAUAACAAAAUUUUGCUACGGUGUGAAAAUAGAGCUUACUGCAUUCAACGUUGUUAGCUUAAGAUGUGCAGCCGAGUACCUUGAGAUGACUGAUAACUACGGAGAAGGGAAUCUUGUCGGUAUGACAGAGACUUUUCUCAACGAAGUGUUUGGGAACUGGACAGACUCCAUCAAAGCUCUUCAGACAUGCGAGGAUGUAACUGAUCACGCUGAAGAUCUCCACAUCAUCUCGAGGUGUGUUGAUUCUUUAGCUAUCAAAGCUUGUGCUGACCCAAGCCUUUUCAACUGGCCCAAGAACGCAACGAGCGGACAGAACACUGAAGAUGAAUCUCAUUUGUGGAACGGAAUCUCACCGUCCGGAAAGAUGCUGCAACCAACAGGUGAAGAUUGGUGGUUUGAUGAUGCUUCUUUUCUCAACUUGUCUCUCUUCAAAAGACUCAUUACAGCUAUCGAAUCACGAGGCAUGAAGCUUGAGAACAUCUCCAUGGCGGUUAUGUACUAUACAAAGAAACAUGUUCCUCUAAUGAACAGACAAGUGACCAUGGAUGAGCAAGUGAUCGAGACACCGAACACUUCCGAAGCCGAACAAAAAGAUGCUCUAGAAGAGAUUAUCGGUUUGCUUCCGACCAAGAAAGGUGUAAACCCGACCAAGUUUCUCCUCAGGCUGCUUCAGACCGCGAUGGUGUUGCACACAAGCCAAUCCUCGAGGGAGAAUCUUGAGAGACUUAUAGGAAACCAACUUGAGCAAGCUGCUUUAGUGGAUCUUCUUAUACCAAACAUGGGAUACUCUGAAACGCUUUAUGAUGUUGAGUGCGUUCUGAGAAUGAUCGAACAGUUUGUCUCAUCGACGGAACAAGCAGGCAUCGUCCCUUCUCCUUGCAUCAUCGAAGAAGGACAUUUGGUGAAGGAUGGAGCCGAAAUGCUAACUCCUCCAACGUUAGUGGCAACUCUUGUCGACGGUUAUCUAGCUGAGGUGGCACCUGAUGUUAACUUGAAGCUGGCGAAGUUUGAAGCCAUAGCUGCUGCUGUCCCUGAUUAUGCAAGACCACUAGACGAUGGAGUAUAUCACGCAGUUGACGUGUUCUUGAAGGCACAUCCUUGGAUUACGGAUUCAGAAAGGGAGCAUAUAUGUAGACUUAUGAAUUGCCAGAAGCUCUCACUGGAAGCUAGCGCACAUGCAGCUCAGAACGAGAGGCUGCCUCUUAGGGUGAUUGUUCAGGUUCUCUUUUUCGAGCAGCUUAGGCUCAGGACAUCUAUAUCAAGCUGGUUCUUUGUCUCUGAGAAUCUAGACAACCCGGAGCACCAGAAUGGUGGCAAUGGUUGUGUACUUAAACCUAGAGGUGAGAACGUGAGGGAACGGGUUUCUGAGCUGGAGAAAGAGUGUAUUAGCAUGAAACAAGAGCUUCAGAAGCUGGUGAGGUCUAAGAGAAGCUGGAAGAAUUUCACUAGGAAGCUUAAUUUCAAGAAGAAAUCAGAAUGUUGCAAGCCUAAGGAUCAAGAAAAGCAAGCCAAUUAACAAGAACCUGUCCGCUACUAGCCUGUCCGCUGGAUCAAACUACUAGUUUUAUCUUCUCUUUUAUUAAAAUUCUUUUAAUUAGGUAAAAGAUCAGAACCUCGAUGAUCGAAUCAGAUUAGCUAUUUUUUUACUUGUUCUAGACAGUACUCUGUUUUCAAAAGUUUUCAUCUUCUCCUAUCUAUCUUGCUGAGAGAUUUGAUGGUUUUUAGCCUUUUUA
Molecule: messenger RNA, 4084 nt
Organism: Brassica rapa (field mustard)
Lineage: Eukaryota; Viridiplantae; Streptophyta; Magnoliopsida; Brassicales; Brassicaceae
Product: BTB/POZ domain-containing protein At5g03250
Molecular function (GO): protein binding
Source: RefSeq, a predicted model, not a curated record